UCGUAAUCACAAGUGAUUCAUUCAUCUGUGGUAUUUCAUUGUUUGGUGUAUUGUUUGAGGUUUAUUUAGAAGUGGACAGUGAUGAAUAUUUUCUAAGAAUGCCUAGUUGUACCCGCUCCUUAAAGGGCAAAUUCGUAGUGCCCCGUGAGAAACUUUCCGUUUCUAGACGGCCUCAUGUAAUAAUUUAUCAAACUAUAGUAAGUGACAAGCUACCAGUGAAUGAAAAAAAACCUGAGGAAGAACUUCUGAUCCGCAAUGCUAUUGAACAAAAUGAGUUCAUUAGAAAAAUCAUAUUCAAGAAAAGACUGGAAGCCGUUGUAGCGGCCAUGUACAAGAGAGAAGUAUCAGCCAAUGAAAUCAUUAUCAAAGAAGGAGACAGAGCAAAUCACAUAUACAUAUCUGGAAAAGGAAAGUUCAAUGUGAUACAGCAAAGAAAAGUGGUGGACACUUUUGAGGAUGUUCGUCUCUUCGGAGAACUAGCAAUUCUGUAUUGCCCUAAGAGGUUGGCAACAAUUAAAGCAGUGACAUCAGGAUUUGUUUGGGUGUUGAAUAGUAAUGUUUAUCAGAUGAUUUUGGUUCAAGAAGUUUUGGAAAAAUAUGAGCAGAUUUCAAAUUUUUUGACGAAGAAUGAUAUAUUCAGAAAUAUGGAUAACGACCGGUUGAGAAAAGUUGUUAACUCAUUGAAGUCUGAAUUUUUCCAAGGAGGUUAUAAGAUAGUGAAGCAGGGAGACAAAGGUGAUAAAUUCUUCAUCAUAAAUGCUGGAUCCGUAACUGUAACGAAAAGAGGAGAAGGCAUUGUUAAUAUUCUCCACGAGGGAGAUAGUUUUGGAGAAUUGGCAUUGACGAUGACUAUCAACGCCAGACAGGCAACAGUAAUUGCAAAUCCUCCUGGGGUUGAAUGUCUGACCCUCACUAUGAGGGAGUUCAUCGAUCUUAUGGAAUAUAUAAAUUUGAAACCCAAAGAAUCCAUCAAACCUACUCGAGAAUAUGGGGAUAUUAAACUGUCAGAUCUACAGAGGAAGGCAACUCUUGGAGAAGGGGGCUUUGGUAGAGUCGAACUGGUUGAAUAUAUGGAUAGAAAACUUGCCUUCGCUCUGAAGAUGUUGAAGAAGUUUGAUAUAGUGGAGAGUAUGCAACAGGAACACAUUCUCAAUGAACGUAAAAUUCAAUUAGGCUGCAGUUCUCCUUUCAUUUUGAAACUAUUUAGAACGUUCAGGGACGACAACUACGUAUAUUUUCUGAUGGAAACAUGUCUUGGUGGAGACCUGUGGCAUUUGCUGUAUAAACUGAGAAAUCACCGCUUCGAGGACAAAGAAGCCAAGUUCUACGCAGCUUGUGUACUUGAGGCGAUUGCCUUUCUUCAUUCGAACGAAAUAAUCUACAGAGAUCUGAAACCAGAAAACCUACUAAUAGCCGCCAACGGGUAUUUGAAGCUCUCUGAUUUCGGAUUGGCUAAAAAACUCAACAAAGGCGAUAAGACUUUCACUUUCGCCGGGACGCCAGAAUAUUUGGCACCGGAGGUUGUACUGUGCAAGGGAUACACUAAAGCUGUAGAUUGUUGGCAAAUCGGAGUUAUCAUUUUCGAAUUGCUAUGCAAGAGAACACCGUUCCGUUCCCUUUCGGACAACCCUAUGGAUAUCUAUGAAAAAAUUACGAGAGGGUUAGAUGAGACUCGGUUCCCUGUCUUCGUGGACCUUAACGCUCAAAGCCUUAUAAAGAAGUUGUGUCGACUCGAACCGACGGAACGGCUAGGAAUGGGUGAGAAUGGCGUUGAAGAUAUUCGAUCGCACAAUUGGUUCGCAGAGUUUGAUUGGAAAAAGUUACGGGAGCUUAAAUUGAAGCCUCCUUUCAUACCAAAACUCAAGGGACUGUUUGACACUAGAUAUAUCGACAAAAAGUCGGAGAAUGUUCUGUUUCCACCUCCCGAAACUUCUGGGUGGGAUGAUGUGUUUCAGAUGUGAAAACGUUGCAAUUGCAAACAUCAUAGAUUUUUCGUUGUUAGAGAGUAUUUGCUGUUACCCUGUAUGGAGAAUAUACAGAGUGAUUGCGACAUGAGCAUACUUCUGUGAAGAGGUAUAAAAAAGUAUUUCGGAGUAGGCUGGAGCUAAUUUUUCAUUACCUGAAUUGCGAUAGUCUUGAGAUAACCUGGAGUUUGUUUUUCUAAGAUUCACAAUUUAGCACCAGUAACUUCCAAAUAUUAAAAAUACGAUGAACAUGUUUUUACUUGUUAAUGUUAGUCUAAGAUAACAGAGUAAUGAGUUUUUCAUUCGAAAUAGCAUUAUGAGUUCUGAUGAAAAUGUUUGUACAAUUUUUAUAUUAAAAAAAAAACGAAGUAGAAAAUCGCACAUUGCAUUUUCGCUGUUUCCUUCAUGAAGAAUGGUAAAACAUUUGAAAAAGUGGCAAUUUGAAACAACUAGAACUAAAAUAUGAGCCAGGGCAAUUUUGAUUCGGAAAGAUGUCUAUUGAAAGUUAUCAAAAUGACAAGUUGUUUCCUAAAAUAUGGCAGAAACUAUAAACACUUUUAGAUUCCAAUGAGGUCAACUUUCAACUAUUGUUCAAAUGUCCACUACGCCUUCUCUGGGUGGGGCUAAUCCAAAACGUCCAAUUUUCCUUGAUUCUAGCGCAUCAAUCAGAGUGAAUUUGACCGUAAGCAUUGGUUAUAUUGACUUUGAGGACCACUGUGAUUUGUGGUUCAUUCCAUACACCUGCGACUCAAGAAAACCAAGAAAAAGUCUAACGGGGUACGAUCUUGGCGGCCAGAUCAUAUCACCUCUACGUGAGAUGACCAUUACCAUGCCCUCAAGUAGUUUGUACAGAAUAUCCAAUGUGGCAUGAACUGUGUGGCACGUAGCGUCGUUCUAUUGAAUCUAUAUGUCGUUGAUGUCCAAAUCAUCAAAUUCAGGUCAACAAAAGUUGGUAAUCAUCGACCUAUAGUGCUCGCCAUUGGCCUGGCCAACGUAUUUCUUGAAGAAAUAUGGAUCGAUGACGCCGCCAGUCCAAAAUACACCAAACAGUGACAUUUUGGGAUGUAUUGGAUACUCUUGACCUUAUGUGGAUUGAUAUCAUCCCAUUUAUUCAGAAAUGAAUAUCAUCUCUGAAGAUGAUUUUUUAUUGCUCAAAAAAAGGCUCCUGCAGAAACCAUUUCCAAAAACUGAAUAUCCCAACAUUUUAUAAUACAUAUAUUCUUAAAAUAGUUCUCGACUAUUCAUAAGAGGAGAAUCGAACUGACGAGACCUGCAAACGUACAUUUCUACCCAACAAGAAAUCAAGACUUUAUAUUACCCACAUACAGGUACGACAGAUCAAGAAAAGGGUCACUUUACACAGGCACUAUGGUGUACAAUAAAAUUCCUGACAACUUCAAAUCACUUUCCCAAAAAAAAUUCAAACGCGAAGUUAAAAAAUACCUGAAACAGUACACCUAUUACAGCCUGGAUGAAUAUUUCAACCAAUUAACCAAUGAAAAUGUGUUACGUAAGCGAAAUCUGUUGAAUUUUGAUAUCACUCAUUAUUUGAUAGUAUUCACAUUCAUUACAUUCUAUGAUUAUCAUCGGGACCAAUCCUAUACUAAAGAUAUAUUUUAGUCUUUAUUUUUACCUCUGUUAUAACCCUGAAGAGGCAUAAGCCUAUAGUAGGGCCCCACACAAAACAGACAUUCACAAUAUUUUGUGAUUUUUUUUUUGAUAUUUAAACAUUUUGUUAUUAAUCCUAAAGAAUAAUAAACAUUUUUGACUUGACUUGAACAGUGUUAUAUACCUUGUACCCUCUAACCGCAACAAAUGCAAACAGUGUAUUUAUUAUAAAUGUGUAUGUAUUCAUGUAAGUAGUAUUUCACGGAAAUAAAUGUUCUGCUUUGCUCUGUUCUGUUUUCAAUGGAAAUUAGGGUUAGUUGCCAAUAGCUCUAGAGCCCAUUUAGCGAACACACGUCGUUGUCUAUGGUCGUUUACCUUCGGUUCCUGGGUCAGUCACCAGUUUUUGUGAGCGACGCGAAAUCGACUGCCUCGGAUUCUCCUGUACUCUCUCAUUUUGGAUAUUUUCUUGAUCCAAGUGUCUAAUGUCCAAAAUCUUUCCAGUGAUUCGUCAAAUUUCUAACAUACAUUUAAAUGUUAGCUUCAAUUUUAUUCAAUUCCAAGCAUUUCAUAUUGUGAAAUUCAUAAAUUUAUAUUCUAAUAUAUCUUCAAUUUUAAUCAAAUAAAAGUUAGGACAUCUGUCAAUUUCUUUUCCAUUGGGUGUUUUAUGAUACAUCUCAACUUAGUGUUCUAUGAAACUGGUUUUUGAGUUGCUUCAACUGAUUAGAUUGGCACCAUUGUUAAAAUUUGACCUUGAUGUAAAACACAAGUGUUCAUCAACUUCAAUAUUCGAAUAUUCUCGUUAUUCUGUUACUGCGUCCUAUUAAAUUUCAACAUCAUUCACUUAUUUCAAAUAUUGACUGAAAGUUUCAAGAGUGUUUCAUAGUAAUAUUAUUUUAAUCUGUUACAAAUAUUGCAUUGUCAACUUUACCAAAAUGUUUUUUUGUACUUAUAUUUGAUGAUUUUUCCACCAUUUGCGCAGACAAAUGUAGACAAUGUAAGUAGUUUUAUCAAAACUUAAGCAAAAUGUAAAUACGCACAUAUUCUUACCCUUGUAGUUUCCCUGAUGAUGACAAUAAAAAGUGUCGAAAUAUUGGAA
Leptinotarsa decemlineata (Colorado potato beetle) is the source of this 4668-nucleotide messenger RNA. Its product is annotated as cGMP-dependent protein kinase 1. NCBI's taxonomy places the organism in Eukaryota, Metazoa, Arthropoda, Insecta, Coleoptera, Chrysomelidae. Gene Ontology annotation, biological process: protein phosphorylation. The record is from RefSeq and is a predicted model, not a curated record. Gene Ontology annotation, molecular function: ATP binding; protein serine/threonine kinase activity.